AUGCAGCAAUCACAGCCUGUGGCGCCGCCGCCAGAAUACACGCGAAGAGACCCGGCAUCGACGCCAUCAACUCUGUUGGGCUCUUCUCGAGCUCCCCCGUCCCAAGCNCAAUCCACACAAUGUCCUACCACAAGCCCAAACUCAAAUACCGUCACAGUCGACGACACCACAGGAGCAGUAUGCUUCCCGUCCCCCACAUCUACAACCAAUACCUCAGACUACGCCCGUCCGCCCUCCCCGACUCCAAGCACUCAAACAACCGCUUCCACCAUCCUCCCAACAUAUGCCGAAACAGGGAGCUACAAAGGGUUUCCUAGCGAGGCAGCAUACAUAGCCGCUCUGACCGAAUGGGCCGAGCACAAGAAAUACGUGCAACCCAGCGAGGAAGCCCAAACCCUGUCUGGCNNUUUUUUUGGGUACAAGACCAUGGAUGAGUACACUGGCGAGCCAAAGGCACCGAGAACUACAAGGAGGAAGUCAAGUCAGGGUCAAGGCGAAAGAGGAGGUUUUGUGGGCUUCUUGAAAAAGAUGGCCAAGAAGGAUGAAGGAGGUGGGCAUGGGGGUUGA
Messenger RNA from Aureobasidium uvarum, 567 nucleotides. NCBI's taxonomy places the organism in Eukaryota, Fungi, Ascomycota, Dothideomycetes, Dothideales, Saccotheciaceae. The record is from the annotation of a GenBank genome assembly.